Molecule: messenger RNA, 2970 nt
Organism: Alligator sinensis (Chinese alligator)
Lineage: Eukaryota; Metazoa; Chordata; Crocodylia; Alligatoridae
Product: apoptosis-inducing factor 3-like
Exons: 10
Coding region: 1332-2414 (360 amino acids)
Cellular component (GO): cytoplasm
Molecular function (GO): oxidoreductase activity, acting on NAD(P)H; flavin adenine dinucleotide binding
Source: RefSeq, a predicted model, not a curated record
UGCGCCCCGUCGCCGUGCCUGGGCAUCCACCCUGUCCCAGCCAAGCCCAGCCCCGGCCGCUUGGGCAGGUGUCCGGACGGGCCCUGGCCAGGCUCUCUGCAGCUAUCUGCAUUGGCUCCUGUAACCGUGGGGCUUCUCCACUUCCCGGGGGGGCCCCGGACCCGACCCAGGUGCCCAUGCCGAAGCCCACGCAGGGGGAUGAUGCACAAACUUACCUCCCGUGCAAAGCAAGCCCACGGCCCCAGGGGAAUCGGAGACCGUGCCCUGCUCCCAGUGCGUCGGGGUACCACUGGGGCUCCAGGUCCUCCUAGCAGAGCCUGCCUGGCCCGCCCCGCCCCGGCACAGCGCCUCAGCCCACAGGGCCUCUGGCAGCGCCAGCGCAGCGCUGACCUCCCGCUCUCCUCCGGUCCCCGCAGGUGAAAGUGGAAGAUGGGAAGGUGUUCGUUACGGCCAGGAGAAAGGUACCCGCCUCGCCACCCCCCACCCCCUGCAGCUGCAGCCAAGCGUGGGGCAAGGGACACCGCUUGCCUUCCCUGACCCGCUUUCCUCUAGGACCUGGAGAGCAGCCGGAGGUUGAAGGACAUGAGCAAGCGUUGCGGGAUCAACCAGACCACGGUGCUGCUGCUGGGCGGAGGUGGGCAGGGCAGGGCAGGGUGCGCCCGAGUGGGACCCUGCCCUGGGCCCUCCCCAGCCAUGCUGGAGCCCCCUCCUCCUGCCUGCCUGGCACCAGGUCGGCAUGGCAGGGCUCAGACUGUUCCUCCCUCAGGCCCAGCCUCGCUGGUGUGUGCGGAAACGCUGCGGCAGGAGGGCUUCACGGGCAGGGUCAUUCUGGUGACCAAGGAAAGGCACGUGCCUUACGACAGGACCCGGCUGAGCAAGGACAUGGGUGUCAGGGCAGAGAGCAUCUACCUGAGGGCGCCGGAGUUCUUCACGGCGCACGACAUCGAAGUCUGGACUGAGAAGGAGGCAGUGUCCAUCGACACGAAGGGGCAGAAGGCCCAGUUCAAGGACGGGUCCUCCCAGAGGUACGACCAGCUCCUGAUUGCCACGGGCAGCCGGUGAGUAGGCAGACGCCGCGUGGGGGGCAGCGCAUCCUCACCUGGGAGCGCAGGACUGGGGGGGCCGCUCAGCUCCCGCGGCCCUGCUCUUCGGGGCACGCAGCAGAGCACGAGCCGGCUGCCCCGUCCCUCCCCUGCAGCCGAAAGCCGCUCAAGUGCCCGGGCGCAGACCUGUGCAACGUGCGUUUCCUCCAGACCGUAGAAGACGCCAACCAGAUCUUGGAGCUGGCUGCUGGCAAGAGGCUGGUGAUCGUGGGCGCAUCGUUCAUCGGGAUGGAGGUGGCUUCCUUCCUCUCGGACAAGGCCAGCACCAUCUCCGUGGUGGAGAAGGAGGCGGUCCCGUUCCAGGAGGCGCUGGGGCCCCAGGUCGGGGGAGUUGCCAUGAAGAUGCUGCAAGGCCGGGGCGUGAAGUUCUACAUGAAGAGCCAAGUCUCCGAGCUGCGCGGAGAGGACGGGAAGGUCAGUCCCGGCCGCCCACGCCCUCGGCCACUGUCUGAGAGGGCAGCACGUGUCUUGCGUGACACUGGGGUGGGGAUCCCUGGGGGCCGGGCAGGGCCUCAGCUGGCUGCGGCCUCUUCCCAGGUCGCAGAGGCCAUUCUGGACAGUGGGAAGAAGCUGCCGGCUGACGUGGUGGUGGUGGGAAUAGCUCAUGAAGACCAACGUCUCGAGGGUCUUUGCUGCCGGGGAUGUGGCUGCCUUCCCGGUCACGCUGCUGGGGGGAGAGAGAAUUGGCAUCUACCACUGGCAGGUGGCUCAAGCACACGGUCACGUGGCCGCGCUGAGCAUGCUGAAGAAGCAGUCACCGCUGCACACCGUGCCCUUCUUCUGGACCGUGCUGCUCGGGAGCAGCAUCCGCUACGCAGGCUGUGGGAAAGGCUUCACAGAGACAGUGGUGAAGGGAAGCCUGGAGGAGCAGAAGUUUGUGAUCUUCUACAUCAAGGACGGCUACGUGACCGCCGUCGCCAGCCUGAAGUGCGACCCCAUGGUCGUGAUGGUGGCGGAGGCCCUCUACGCCGGGAAAGUCAUCUCCAAGGAGGAGGCCGAGGGCUCCUGGACAGCCUGGCUAGAAAUGUCCCAGACCGAGAGCAAAUAAAGACCAGAAACCAACUGAGCACUCAGUGCCACCUCUGUCACUGCGCGCAUGGGCGGGAGCCAGCGCCUGCUGCAGCCCCUGGGGCUGGGCCGCGAGGAGCCCUGCACUUCCUGCACCCACAGCCCACCCCGCAGGGGCUGCUGCAGCUCCCAGCACGGGCUGGGUGGGGUGGAGGGGCUGGCCUGAGCUCUCCCCCCUCCGGGACAGUGCUGGCCAGGUGCCAGGCAGGCCCCUCCCAAGGUAGCAGCAGCUCCUCCACGUAGGAAGUAGAAACAGGGGCAGGCCAGGGCUGAAUGCCACAGCCACCCCGUGCCCGUGCCCUUGCCCCCCACACCGGGCCAGGGUCCUCCUUCCCUGUGCCCCAGCACAGGCCCAGCCGUGGGAGUAGGGGCAGGCUGCGGGUCAGGGGAAGAGCUCGGCUCCAGCACCGAGGGAGCCGGGGCCUGCCGCAACCAGCAGCAGGUGGCACAAGCAGCUAGGAAGCUCAGCCGAGCAUCAGCCCCCAACAGCCCUGGCAUCCAGCCUGGCAUCCAGCCCGGCUUCCCCCAAUGCCCAACCAGAGCAGGGGCCGGAACGCAGCCCUGCUCCUCGGCCUCAUCCUGCCUGGCACCCGGCCUUGGGCACGGCCGCUGGGCCUGACAGAGCAGGAGGCAGCACCAGAGGCAGGGGCUAGGCUGCCUUGCCCCAUGCCCCUUACACGCUGCCUCCCCGAGGCAGCCCCAGCCCUCGCCUGGCCCCGGUGGGGUGGAAGCAGGAGCAUGGCUGGCCUCAAAAGCCAGGUCAGAGCCUGGGUACGCGGGGCCCUGCCCCAGCCGCAGC